CUCUUCUUCUGCCGGAAGUCCGUUCUAGGCCUGGGUCCCCCAACUGCUGCCAGAGCGGGAGCCGCCCAGUAGCCGUGGGACCGGGGCCGCUGGGGUCCGGACAGGGGUCGCCAUGAUCCGCUUCAUCCUCAUCCAGAACCGGGCGGGUAAGACGCGCCUGGCCAAGUGGUACAUGCAGUUUGACGACGAUGAGAAACAGAAGUUGAUCGAGGAGGUGCACGCCGUGGUCACUGUCCGCGAUGCCAAGCACACCAACUUUGUGGAGUUCCGGAACUUUAAGAUCAUUUACCGACGCUAUGCCGGCCUCUACUUCUGCAUCUGCGUGGAUGUCAACGACAACAACCUGGCCUACCUGGAGGCCAUCCACAACUUCGUGGAGGUCUUAAAUGAGUAUUUCCACAACGUCUGUGAACUGGACCUGGUCUUCAACUUCUACAAGGUUUACACAGUGGUGGAUGAGAUGUUCCUGGCAGGCGAGAUCCGUGAGACCAGCCAGACGAAGGUGCUGAAGCAGCUGCUGAUGCUGCAGUCCCUGGAGUGAGGCGCUGCCCCCGCCCCCCGGCCCUGCUCGCUCCCCAUCCCAGGCUGGGCCCACCCCAGCAACCCCUCCCUCAGCUGCCUGGGAGGAAGGGACCCAGCUGGGUCUGGGCCACAAGGGAGGAGACUGCACCCCCUGCCUCUGGGUCCCAGCCGUGGGCAGAGGCCACCCCGUGUGUGACGAGUAACCGUGCCAUUGUCGUGUGAUGCUGUGUGUGUGUGUGUGCAGAGCCCCCAAUAAACCUGUGGUCCUGCCUGG
Messenger RNA from Talpa occidentalis (Iberian mole), 796 nucleotides. RefSeq names its product adaptor related protein complex 2 subunit sigma 1 (gene AP2S1). Gene Ontology annotation, cellular component: membrane coat; intracellular membrane-bounded organelle; AP-2 adaptor complex. The transcript has 5 exons. NCBI's taxonomy places the organism in Eukaryota, Metazoa, Chordata, Mammalia, Eulipotyphla, Talpidae. The record is from RefSeq and is a predicted model, not a curated record. Gene Ontology annotation, molecular function: clathrin-cargo adaptor activity. Gene Ontology annotation, biological process: clathrin-dependent endocytosis; intracellular protein transport. Bases 113 to 541 code for a protein of 142 amino acids.